This is a messenger RNA of Chlamydomonas reinhardtii, 4165 nucleotides long. RefSeq lists its product as uncharacterized. The record is from RefSeq and is a predicted model, not a curated record. Lineage: Eukaryota; Viridiplantae; Chlorophyta; Chlorophyceae; Chlamydomonadales; Chlamydomonadaceae. The transcript is spliced from 2 exons. Bases 416 to 2581 code for a protein of 721 amino acids.
UUCACUCACUGCAUCAGUACGUAAACAGUAUCCAUACGUAUGCAGUCCAAUCUGACCAUAAUAUUGACGCGCUUCUAAUUCGGUUGCUAUAGAACACUUUGCUGCUGAGCUCGCGCCCUCACACUAUCACGCCUAUCCAGAGGAGCUAAGACCAACCUUGCUGCAGAGGAGGCUAGCUUUGCGGAGGUUGAAUUGCUGUGCGUUGGACACGUCGUCCCUGGUGGUGCUUUGUCAGCACGCCGCGACCCAUCGCGGACUGACGCAAGCAGCGGUACACUUGGGGCGGGCGGUCAACAGCAGUAAGAGGCUAAAUAUCGGCACCGGGCUUGUGCCAUAUCGCUGCGACGCCGAACUCCAAGUACAAACGGUGCCACAGCACCCGCUACACGACGGGCGACGUCGGUGGCGUGCCGGGAUGGUGUGGGUGUCGGCGGACGCCUCAGAUGACGCGGCCAGUAGCGUAGACUGCGUUAAGGCGAAGCCGCUUAAGCGCCGAUGCGCAGGCGGCGGCUUGGGCCGGGUGGGCGGGCUGUCCCGAUACUACAGCAGCAAGAGCCAGUCCUUCUCCUCGCUGGAACUGGUGACGCAGUGCACGCCCUACGGCACCUCCUCGCUAGCGCUCGCCAAGCGCCGCUCCAGCUUUGACUUGCAGCGGCAAGCAGCGGCGGCGACAGCAGCAACAGCGGCGGCAGCAGCGGUACCAGGCACGAGCGCGAUUGCCAAGGGUUGCAGCGUGCGCCUGUCCGGCGGCAGCAGCACCCGCCACCGCAGCAUCGGCGGCUCGCCGGCGGCGCCGUCCUCGGCCCGCGCGGUGGCGGCGGCGCGGUUUGCCAGUGCCUUCGCGGCGGCGUGCAGCCUGGCUGCGUCAUCGGGGCAGCAGCAUCAGGACGGCGCCGCGCCUCAGGUGCCGGCCGCGGGCCGGAACCUGCUCGGCGCCGGCUGCAGCUCUUCCGAUGACGAUGUUGACCUGCUGCUCAGCGGCGACGGCGAGGCCGACGAUGAGGCGGCGCCGGCGCGCGGCUGCAGUGGCGGCGACGCGCUGUGCCAUGCGGAUGACCGGGCAGCCCAGGAGGGGGACGAUGAGGAGGGCGAGGGCGACCGCUUUCUGGAGGAGGACGAUGGCGACGAUGAUAAUGACGACUUGCUGUGCGGCCCCGGCUCCGGCUCGCGGCGCUGCCCCUGCAACGACACCAUCUUCGGCGACCCCGCUGACGCCGUGCUGUCCCCGGCCGCCAGCCCGCCGCUCCAGCACGCAUCGCUGCAGGCCUACGCCGCCGGCGCUGACCUCAGCGGCGGCAGUAGCUGCGCCGCGGUGCUGGCGGCAGCGCUGGCAGCGGGCGGCGGAUGCGCUCAGCAUGGCGCCGCCGCCGGCCUGGCGGCGGCGCAUCACCAGCUGGCGCUGCAGCAGCAGCUCACGGCGGAGUACUGCAACCGACUGGCGGCGGUGCUGCUGCCGUCGGGCCACUCGGGUGCGGCUUCCGUGGCUGCUUGCGGCAGCGGCUGUAGCAGCGGCGGCUACAUGGGCAGCUUUGGCGUCCUGCCGCCCAUGGCGCCUUCGUUGCUGCCGGCCUCCCGGCCGGGAGCUGCGGCACGAUCGCCACUCCACGCCUCCCGCAGCACCGAGUGGGACAGCGGUGUGGUGCCGGCGACGUCGGCGUCGGCUGGCGGCACUGCAAUCGGCGCGUGCGCCGCCGCGGCGGGCGGGCCGCGCAUCUGGACCAGCCUCAGCGCCGGCGGCAUGGGGUCCGGGCCCUCUUGCUUGGAUAUGGGCGCCAUGCAGCCGCAGGACGGCGUCAAUGCCGCCAGCCUGGCGCCCGUGCUCAGCGCUCUUCCACCCCGCGCGCCGGCGCAGUACCCGUCGUGCGCCCUUGCAGGCCUGGCGCUGUCACAGCCCGGCUCCGGCGACUGGGCCGCCUCAAACCCGCAGUCGCAGUCGCUGCUUCAGGCAGCCGCGUCUGCAUCUUCGCCCUGCCAGAGCGCGGCCACCACCGCCACGGCAGCAGGCGGCGCCGCCACCGCGCGCACCACAGCCCAAUCCGGCGACUGUGGCCUGGGCCCGCAGCACGUGCGGCACAGCCACCACCGCGCUUCGCGGCACCACGGCUCGCCGGCGCAGCUGUCGAGCCUUUGGGGCAGCACGGAGAACCUGAUUGCCUCGCUCUCCCUGUCGGAGCAGCAGCAGCAGCGGCUCUGCCACCACGGCGCCAAGCGCCGCGGCCACGGCCGCAGCCUCAGCCACCGCACUGCGACGGCGUCAGAGGCACCUGCUGACCCGAUGGCGGUGGACGCGCAGGCCUGUAACCAGCAGCAGGAGCCGCAGCAGCAGGACUCACAGGUUCUGCUGGAGCCCCUGCCUGCGAGCCUCGCUUCCGCCUACUGGAGCGCGGGCGCCGCGGCCGGCGGCUGCAGCUCUGCCAGUGCCUGCAUCCAGCUCUCGCACGCACAAGCGCUGCUAGCGCUAGCCCCGGCAGCGGUGUUGGCGUUGCCCCAGGCCCCACAUGCGGCGUCUGGGCACUGGGCGCCCUACGGCUCCGCGCCUGCGCGCGGCUCCGCAGGCUUUCUCAGCAGCGCCAUCAUGUGAGCUGCGCGAGUGCCCGGCUGCGAGCAAUUAUGCACAGUGCUGUGUGCGCGGAACAGGGUUUGGGAGCCUAAAGGGGUGGCAGAUUACAGCUUUUUCGACGUUCUUGUGUGAUUGAGUUUGCAGCUUUGCACGGAUGGCUGUCUUGCAGACAGCACAGAACUGACAUGUUUGUGUACCUCAGUAUGCAUGCCAGGGUUUGAAGGGCCUCUCGAGCAUACAAAAUCUUCAGCCCGACAGGGAGAUGGAUAAAGUACCAGUUGCAACCGUGGUGAUUGUGGUUUGGUUGGCGUCCGUUCGUGCCCUUUCUCACGUGCAAAUGUGAUAAAUGACUGCACGAGGGUUUGCUUGGCAUGCAGGGCAGGGUAAUCGUGAAUCCGAAGGAUCGCCGAUUGCAACGUGUGUGGUUUAUCGGAGGAGAGAGCAGUUCGUGGGCGCAGAACGCGCGCCCGUAUGAUAUAGACGAGCUUGCAACGCUCCGUGGUAGCGUCAGGUGUGCGUGUGUGUGUCGCGUGUCCGUCUCCCUUGCGGGAGACGGAGCAGCAGACAGGAGCGCGCGAGAGUGUGUGCGUGACGGGGGAGAGAACAAGGCGUCGUGCCUCUAGGUUCGCUUAUAUCAAAGGAGAACGAGGGAGCUGAGUUCAUCGCCUCGGGUCUGCAUUCGUCCACAAUCGACACAAGAGUGAUUAAGCGGUGGGCGGCGAUGGCUUGACAGGCACUUCACUGGGCCCCAGGCGCUUCCAUUCGCGAAAGUUCCGAGUGGAUUGAGCAUUGUUUCUGAUACGUCAUGCGUGUGCGUAUGCGUGUGCAAGGUUUGGCAACGAGGGGCCAAUGCGAGAGGGUGCGUGUUUAGGGAUUUACGAAGAAGCGGGGCCGGGACUCUGCAACGCUCACCCUGCGGUGAAUAGGGUUCGGCGCCAUUCGCCGCUGGAUGUGUGCAUAUGUGCGCGGCGGGUGGUAGGCGACAGGGCCUACAGGGGCCUACACGCAGUUUGCGCGCAAAGCCAGCCGUCAGCAGCCGAAGCGCAGUAACAAAUAACAAACACAACGAGAGGUAGACGUGAGUGAAAUUCGGCCCUCGUCGGGUGCGAAUGCAGGGUUGGCGCUGGCAUCAACGAUUGAGGUAACUGGGUUGCCAGGGAUGAUUGACUGUUGUAGGUUUAGGGGGAUGGUGGUCACGUACCGCAUACUUGGUGUCGCAACGAUGUGUUUGUGCCGUGGGAUGACGAUACAGACGACCAACAGGAAUAGGCGUAGAUACUGCAGGCGGAUUGAGUACAUGGUGGGUUCCGCGUGGGUAGGUCAGUGCUAGGUGUGUAUGAGUGCCGGUAUGCUUCCGCCCGUGUGGCCUCAGCGCACUAAUACCUGACCGUGGCAGAUGGAUUGGCAAAGCUGAGACCAAAGGCUCUUGCCAACAGAUUAGCAAAAAGACAGACACUGCAUGUUUGUACGUACCGUUGUGGCUGCAUUGAUCACUGUGGGCGGAGGCUGACUCCUUCUGGCAUGGAAGCAUUCAAUGUCAAGAAGGCGCGUCAUUAGUAAGCCUGUAAAGGCCAUACGCAAUUGAGACUGUAACAUUGUGUUCAU